CACUUCCUUUACUUUGAGAGGAACGCCUUUGUGUUGUGGUACAGUGAUGUGGUUGCUCUCCCACAUGCCGAAAUCAAAGAUGGCUGCAUCGCUGAUAUGCAGUAGCACCCAGAGCAGAGUCAGUUCAGUCUUGAACAGAGAUGUCAAACAGUUUGGGAAGAAGUACAUGUUCGAUUCCAAUGAAGAGACGUGCUGGAAUUCAGAUCAGGGCGAUGCUCAGUGGGUCUUCCUGGAAUUCCCUCAAAGUGUGCGGGUGACCGAGUUGAGGUUGCAGUUUCAGGGCGGAUUUUCAGGGAGAACGUGCAGAUUUCACGCAGGCUGUUUACAAGAUAAUGACUUUGCACUCAUCACAGACUUUUACCCAGAGGAUGACAACUCGCUACAAAGCUUUCCCAUUCAGGAGGCCCCCCCAGUGCACAAGAUGAAAAUAGUUUUUGAAAACAGUGCUGACUUUUUUGGAAGAAUAAUUAUUUACUCUUUGGAUAUCCUGGGAGAAAGAAUGCAAUGAUUUUUUUUUAUUUUAAAGGAAGAAAUAUACUACGGUCAAAUAACAACACUGCUGCUUUUCUCCCUGAAUAUGACAUAAGGUUUUUUUUGCCACAUUUAAAGCAUGAAAAAGAAUGACUCUUAAAACAGUUAUGCUAAAAAAAUCACCAAUCAUGCCUUUAUUAUUUUAAAAGAAAUAUACAUGUCUUUUUCAACUUCAUUGCCAUUUGAAAACCUUGCUGUUCCAUAGGAGAAAAAAAAUAAACACAAGUUUUGUACUUUGA
Messenger RNA from Clupea harengus (Atlantic herring), 770 nucleotides. RefSeq names its product nuclear receptor 2C2-associated protein (gene nr2c2ap). The record is from RefSeq and is a predicted model, not a curated record. NCBI's taxonomy places the organism in Eukaryota, Metazoa, Chordata, Actinopteri, Clupeiformes, Clupeidae. The transcript has 5 exons. The coding region runs from base 47 to 508 and encodes 153 amino acids.